Molecule: messenger RNA, 406 nt
Organism: Procambarus clarkii (red swamp crayfish)
Lineage: Eukaryota; Metazoa; Arthropoda; Malacostraca; Decapoda; Cambaridae
Source: RefSeq, a predicted model, not a curated record
AUGAUGGUGGCCAAGAGCUUCUCGGAGUCCGGGCGGUGCGAGUUCUUCAGUCCGAGGGAGAACAUCGUCACCCACUCCUACACAAUGGUCAUGAAGAAGGGAUCACCGUUCACCAAUAACUUCAACUUCUGGCUGCGGCAACUGCAGGAGAGAGGGUGGGUGGAGCAGCUGGUUAAGAGGCAGGUCGACAAUGGAACAGUGUGCAGCCUUCCUCCAGGCCAGGAGGACGGGCAGCGACCCCCGUCCCCACUCCACAUCCUCCAAAUGUGGGGGAUCUUCGCUAUUUUGGCAGCUGGUGUAGGAGGGGCUGGUCUGGUCUUCCUGCUGGAGCUGCUGGUCUUCAAAGUCCCUCAAAAUCACAAGCUACAAAUGUAAGGGUCCGUCACCAUCACCAGCUACAAGUGUA